CGGGCGGGCGGGGCGGGCGCGCGGCGCUGAUGCAAGAGCCGAGCUCGGAGUGACCCCCGCGGAGCGACCGACAGACGGACAGACAGACAGACAGACCCGCCGACCGACCCCCGGCCUCCCUCACACACACACCACCCACCCCGGCCGCCGACAUGUCCGGCGACGAGAUGAUUUUCGACCCUACUAUGAGCAAGAAGAAGAAGAAAAAGAAGAAGCCCUUUAUGUUGGAUGAGGAAGGAGGAGGAGAUACACAAACAGAGGAGACUCAGCAAUCAGAAACAAAGGAAGUUGAACCAGAGCCAACAGAAGACAAAGAUGUGGAAGCAGAUGAAGAAGACAGCAGGAAGAAAGAUACAACAGAUGACUUGGAUGACUUAAAUUUCUUCAAUCAAAAGAAAAAGAAGAAAAAAACAAAAAAGAUAUUUGAUAUAGAUGAAGCAGAAGAAGGUGUAAAGGAAUUGAAAAUUGAAGGAGAUGUGCCAGAGGCAGCAGAACCUGAAGAUGAUCUUGAUAUCAUGCUGGGCAAUAAAAAGAAGAAAAAGAAGAAUGUGAAGUUUCCAGAUGAAGAUGAGAUAAUGGAGAAGGAGGAAGCAUUUGAGGAUGAAGACAGCAAAAAAGACGAUGGAAUUUCUUUCAGCCUUCAGUCAGGACCUGCGUGGGCAGGCUCAGAAAGGGACUACACAUACGAUGAGCUGCUCAAUAGAGUUUUUAACAUCAUGCGGGAAAAAAACCCGGACAUGGUGGCUGGAGAAAAACGGAAAUUUGUCAUGAAGCCCCCCCAGGUUGUGAGAGUAGGGACCAAGAAAACAUCUUUUGUCAACUUUACAGAUAUCUGCAAAUUAUUACAUCGUCAGCCCAAACAUCUCCUGGCAUUUUUGUUGGCAGAAUUGGGUACAAGUGGCUCAAUAGAUGGUAACAACCAACUUGUAAUCAAAGGAAGAUUCCAGCAAAAACAGAUAGAAAAUGUCUUGAGAAGAUAUAUCAAGGAGUACGUCACCUGCCACACGUGCCGCUCCCCAGACACCAUCCUGCAGAAGGACACCAGGUUAUACUUCCUGCAGUGCGAGACCUGCCACUCCCGCUGCUCCGUCGCCAGCAUCAAAACAGGCUUCCAGGCUGUCACAGGCAAGAGAGCCCAGCUCCGUGCCAAAGCUAAUUAGUCUGCUAAUCACCACUGGAUUGUGCGCAGCGUUCUGGGGAGGUGGCAGCUGGACAGGUUUCCAGGAGCGGAUCAAGCGUUCGUGUUAAAACGAGAUUGUAAAAACCGCGAGAAAUUGGGCUUUUGGUUGGUUGGGCUGUGAAACCCUUACAAGAUGCAGAUCCUCAAGCUGUUCACAUACAUUUGCUCAUUGAAUAUAUUUUACCAACUGUAAGGAACGUGAUGGGAAAGGAGGUGCUUUUUAAUCCGUUCAGACUUCUGUAAAACACGAGAUAAAUUAAAGAUACUAUAACAGUGA
Molecule: messenger RNA, 1457 nt
Organism: Myiozetetes cayanensis
Lineage: Eukaryota; Metazoa; Chordata; Aves; Passeriformes; Tyrannidae
Gene: EIF2S2
Product: eukaryotic translation initiation factor 2 subunit beta
Exons: 9
Coding region: 153-1160 (335 amino acids)
Biological process (GO): formation of cytoplasmic translation initiation complex; formation of translation preinitiation complex; translational initiation
Cellular component (GO): eukaryotic translation initiation factor 2 complex
Molecular function (GO): translation initiation factor activity; translation initiation factor binding; mRNA binding
Source: RefSeq, a predicted model, not a curated record